Linum trigynum is the source of this 3142-nucleotide messenger RNA. Lineage: Eukaryota; Viridiplantae; Streptophyta; Magnoliopsida; Malpighiales; Linaceae. The record is from the annotation of a GenBank genome assembly.
UCGAUGGAGUUGUUGAUCCGAGACAGAGAGACGGCGAACAAAGAAUUACGUAGACGGAGGAGCAGAUCAAAUUCGAGUCCCUCCAGGAGCAGCAGAAAGCCGAUAAGAAUAAACGCCAAGAAACCCCACCCGGCUGUGUCUUUUAUAGGGAGAAACCACCGACCAGUUGGUAGCUUUCUUUUCAAGCUCGUAGCCGGGGGAUCUUGUUUUCCCGCCCGCUUAAGCAGGAGCGUGUAGCGUUGCUUCUAAGUUCUAUAAUUUGACGGUUAAUUACAAAUUUCGUCACUUAACUUUGGAAAGACAAACAAAAUGGUGGCUUAGAUUUAUAUUUUUUUAAAAAGAUUUAUACUAACCAUGAGAUGAUCAUUCUAUCAAUUUCUGUCAAGUUUUUCCAUCCAAAAUAGACGGAUCAGCAAACAAACAACCCAUAUCAUGAGUGAAAAUCUGUAUAUGUAUAUCCAAUAAACUUUUUUCAUCCAAAUUAAUAUGCUCUCAACAUUUAAAACUUUUAUUUUUAAAUCCAAUUCAUUAUAAUUCAAUGACUAAAAUCUCAAAUCAUUACAAGGAAAGUAUGUUUCUCUGAAAGAUUUGUAUGAAGCGAGUCAAUCCGGGUCAUCCCACAUUUGACCCUUGGCUCAAUUGCUCAGUCUGAGUAACAAUUUUGGUAGUGAUUAGGGGUGUCGGUUCGGGUCGAGUUCGGUUAUCCAAAUCGAAACCCGAAAAAACCCGAAAACCCAAAACCGAAAAUCACUAAAAUCGAACCCGAACUCGAGUUCGGUUAAAGCAAAAUCGAAAACCGAAAACCCGAACGCCUAAAAAUACGGGCUGAGUUCUAUUAUUGGAUGUUUUUAGCCGGAACUCAAAAAAUCGAUAAGCAAAACCGAACCCAAAACCCGAAACAAACCCGAAAAACUGAAAAUGUAUAUAAUCGGGUCUGGUUCGGAUAAACCCAAAAAACCAACCCGAAUUGACACCCCUAGUAGUGAUCCCUUCUCACGAAUGGAUUUUGAGUGAGGUGAAUGAGGGAAUGAAGGAGUAGAGUGGUUAGCAAUAUUCAAAAUAUGUAUUAAUAUUAUAUUCUAAUUUUAACAUUAAGAGUUAGGCAAAAAUAUUAUACAAAUAUAAUUCUCAAAAAAAUAAUUCAUGACUUGAUGAACAAAAUUCUUACAGAAAAUACGAAGAAGAAAAAAUAUGGGUAAUCUUUCUGUGCUCUGUUUUUAUGAUUUGGAGAGUGGACAUAAUUUUUGUUAUUGGUAAUUAGGGGUGGGAUUCGGUUUGUCGGUAAACGGUUUACCGACGGUAAUUACCGUUUACCGACGGUAUCGGUGACCGAGCGUGGCCUGGGGUGUAUCGGUUUACCGAAUUCGGUAUCGGUAAAUCGGUAAACCGUUUACCGAACCCAAAACGAACCCAAAACAGAAGUUCUGUCAUCCAAGGAGGUAUUUAGAUUAUGCAACACUUGAUGACUUGGUACAAAUUGCCUUUUCUCUUGUGUUUGUUGCUGCUCUGGUUGAGACGUUCAUCAAAAUUGGAUGAUGAAAAUGGCAGGUGACAAAGAGAGCGGACACCAACGGUGGGACGUGGAAGAGCUGGAACUGGAGAUCACAAGGGAAUUUGUUUCUGAAUGGGGCAUACUUCAGAGCAUCAGGAGCAGGAGCAGGAGCCAGCUAUGCCAGAGCUUCCAGCUUAGGAGCAAAGCCAUCAUCCUUGGUUGGCAUGUUGACUUCCACUGCCGGUGCUUUGGGUUGUCGCAGGGGCCGCUCGUGUUGAUUAAACAAAACAACACCCUAGCUAACGAAACAAAAUCAUAUAAUUACACCAAAAGGGAACCCAAGUGAGAAAUUCAACUCAAUUUCCCUCUCUCUUCUUCUUAAUUAGUAUAUUUCUCAAUUCACCACCGUUGUUAAUUAGUACUGUCACCACGAAUGGGAAUGUCAAAAACUGUAAAUUAUGGGAAUGCCCACCCCCAAAAACUGUUUACCGAACCCGCCCCACGUCGCCCUUGCGGUAAUUCGGUAAACCGGUUUGUAACCGUUUACCGGUAAUUCGGUAAUCGGUAAACCGGUUACAAACCGGUAUCAGUAAACGGUAAACGGUUUUGUCAGUGUCGGUAUACCGAAACCGGUAAAUUCGGUAAACAAUUUACCGUUUACCGACCGAUUCCCACCCCUAAUGGUAAUUGCUCGUAUGUUAAGUAAUUGCUUGAUAGAUAUAUGCAGUCUAUGAUGAUUAUGCUAGAGUAUAAGAUUUGGAUAAUAUACUUUGUUGAGCAAUGAGGACAUGCCAAAAAGAAUACUAUUGUAUUGAGGUUGGGAGAUUAUGAUCGAUCACCCUUAGCAAUGCAAAACUAUUCUUAUCACGUAUUGAUUCUUUGUCUUUUUUUCUUAUUAUCUUUUGACUUUCGUGGAAAAGGCGAACUUGUUUUGACGGGUUGAAUGGGCCUAUGCAGGAAGAAAGAAGAAUAGGACGGCCCACUAUAUGGCUAACACUUUUUGUAGAUGGAAAGAAAAAGAGUUUUGGACUUCAAGGCCUCCUAUUUUUAUUGUACCUCAACUAAGGAUGGAUAUGUGAAGUAACUUUAUUACUACUUAAUAAAAUUUCAAAUGAUUUUAUUUAUAAAAAAAAAAACUCCACUCGUAGCUUAUAAUUUUCCCCUCUGUCUCGUGUACUCUAUCACUCCUAUCGCUUUCUAUCCUCUUUUACCUUCUCAUACACCUCCUUCUCCGCGAGGAGCCACGUUGAUGGAAUGAAAAACUAUGUCCAUUUAACUUUUAAAGUUAUGUAAAUUUCACAUGUAAUUUUUGUAUUUUUUUUAGAAAUAUAGUAAUUUGACAAGUUUUCAUUUUUAUAUUCGUUUUAAAAAAUUAAAGCUUAAAUUUUAAACUCCUUUCAUUUAAAUUUCUGACUUUACUACUAAUCCUUUCUACUUACCCAUUUGCAUCAUCCUUGGUUGCUACCUCUUCAUCUUCUCUACCUGUCUUCAUACACCUCCUCCAUAUUCCCUUUCGCAUCCUCCUCCGGUCUUCCUUAGUCCUUACUAUACGAAAGGUAGCUAGCUUUCACCAAAUUCGAAGCACGUUAAUGAACUAUGAUAAUAAUUGCUAAAAUGAAGGGAGAACGAGAAUAAAUAAAUAAGUGUCGA